Molecule: messenger RNA, 5371 nt
Organism: Triticum aestivum (bread wheat)
Lineage: Eukaryota; Viridiplantae; Streptophyta; Magnoliopsida; Poales; Poaceae
Product: putative disease resistance protein At1g58400
Exons: 11
Coding region: 139-4914 (1591 amino acids)
Biological process (GO): protein phosphorylation
Molecular function (GO): ADP binding; ATP binding; protein kinase activity
Source: RefSeq, a predicted model, not a curated record
AUUUAUGCCUGGAUCUAGCUAGUAUCUAUACGCUCCCAAUCCAAGCAACCCAAGCAAGAGCUUCCCAAAGGUAGUAGAGACUAGAGGGAAGAAGAAGAUGUAACCUAGCAAGAGAGGGUGAGAGUCCACCGUGCAAGCAUGGCCAUGGAGGCGGUGGUCUCAACUUCUUUGAGCGGCAUCAUGUCCUCUCUUGUGAAGUUGGUCGUCAACGAGUGGUGCGUGGAAAAGACCAUGAAGGACGAGCUGACGAACCUCUACGACGAGCUUAUGAACAUGGACGCUUUCCUUGAGGAUGUCUCCAGCGUGCCACCGGAUCAGCUUGAGUCGCAGGUGAAGCUCAGGGCCCGCGAGGUCAGGGAGCUGUCGCAUGCCAUCGGGACACACCUCCACUCCUUCAUGGCACGCAUCGAGUCAACCAAGGGUGCCCUCCUUCCUAGCGUGAGCAAGGUGAACAUUCAGCAAGAGAUGGACAGAUACGUCAAAGAAAUCAUGAAGAAGGUGGAGAAGGUGAGUAAACGGUAUGGCCCUUAUCCUUGUAAGAGUGCCCUGGAAAGUACUUCCUCAUUGGAAGUCAGCACACGUAUGUUUGCCACGGACACUAGGGAAUCUAACCAUGUUGGCCUAGAAGGGGCAAUUGCCGAGCUAACCAAGAAGCUGUCCAAGAGUGAUCAUGUCUCCAUUGUCGGGAUGGGGGGGAUGGGCAAGACCACCCUUGCUCGAGCAGUCUACGACAAGAUGAAAGGUGAUUUUGAUUGCGGAGCUUUUGUUCCCAUCGGUCAGAGAGCCGACAUGAAGAGGGUUCUGAUGUACAUCUUCGACGGACUUCACAUGGAGAUCUAUGGUCACGAACCAGACCAACACCAGCUAACCAACCAGCUGCAAAGUUUCCUGGUGGAUAAGAGGUGCUUAAUUGUCAUCGACGAUAUAUGGGAUAAGGAAACAUGGAACUUUGUUGAACUUGUUUUUAAGGGUUGUGCUGGAAUUAAAAUCAUCACCACCACUCGUAACCGAAAUAUUGUCAAAGGAGUUGGUGUCACAGUGUACACAAUGAAACCACUUUCCCCUGCCGACUCGAAAGAGUUGCUCCGAACCAAAGCUCAAGUUAAAAGCCAUGAUGCAGAAUUUGAUACACUGUCAGAUCAAGUUUUGUGUAAAUGUGGUGGUGUGCCAAUAGCUAUCACUAUGAUAGGUGUGUUGCUUGCAGAACAUCAAAGCAAAGAGUGGCAUGGGGUGUAUGAUUCUAUUGGUUUUGAUGAGCACAAGGAGGAUGGGGCUUUCCAGCACAUAAGGAAGGUGUUAUCCUAUAGCUAUUAUGCUUUACCCUAUAAUAUCAAGAGAUGCUUUCUGUACCUAAGCCUGUUCCCAGAAGACCACUGGAUCGAGAAGAAUAUGCUGAUAUGGAGGUGGGUUGCAGAAGGCCUUGUCCCUGAGGGGUCAUUUGAGAUUGGGGAGACCUAUUUCAAGGAGCUAAUGGAUAGGUGCAUGAUCCAGUGGGCAGUGAGCCCUCAUGACCCCAGCCAAGGUGGUUGCCGUGUCCACAUUUUGAUGCUUCGCGUCAUCCGUGACCUGUCAAGCAGCGAGAAUUUCUCCACCGUGCUAGGCCUAGGCAUGAAGCAGGAGAGCAUAUCCAGAACCAUACCCAUUCAUAGAUUAGCCAUCCACGAAGGCGAAGCAAUGGUGGGUCGAAGUCAAAACAGUAGACUGCUGGAAGUGAGGGAGGUGCUGUCAUUGUAUGCCAGCACAUGCCCCGGCAGCAGCUUGCCACCACUCCGGGAGUUUGAAAACUUGCGUGUAAUGGAUCUGGAGAGAUGUGAUUUAUCCUUGAGAGAUUCCAAUCUGGAGCAGCUCGGCAGAUUGAAAGUGCUCAAGUAUGUUGGGCUUGUCGGCAUACACAUGGCUGAGCUCCCAAGGAGAAUAGGACGCCUCAAGCUACUAGAGAUACUCGACGUGACGGCCACUAGCAUCAGAGAGCUGCCACCGUUCGUCGAGGAGCUAAGGAAGCUUAGGUGCCUGCGUGCUGGCAAGGGCACAAGGAUGAUGGGUCGGGUAGGGAUGCUGACGUGCCUGGAAGAGUUGUGGCUGCACUCGGCGGACAAGUCCCCGGACUUCGCCGCCGAGCUCCAGAAGCUGAGCGAGAUGCGGGUGCUGGUGAUCCACUUGGACGAGGUGGACGAGGGCGUGCAGAAGAAGCUGGUGGUGUCCCUGCAUAAACUGAGGAAGCUCCAGGUCCUGCAGGUCUGGUCCGACGCAGAGGAGAAGGCACGCCUUGGCAGUCGUGAUUGGGAAGGCAGCGUGCCAUCCUCGCAGCUCCGGCAGCUGCUGCUCUUGGGGAUCAUCCUACCCAGGCCGAUGCCGUGGAUCCACCACUCGCGUGUCCCCAAACUCUCCAAGCUGGUGCUGCAGGUGGAGACCCUGGAGGUGCAACAUGUGCAGAUCCUCGGGCAGAUGCCGUCGCUCCGCUCCCUCUGCCUCCACAUCCACUGCUACGGCAACCGUUUGUUGUACACCGCCGGCAAGCACGAGUUCAUGGUGCUGGCAUACCUGUACGUCACCAACAUAGAGCUGAUAUGUGGAGAGGGAGCACUUCCAAGGAUUCAGGAGCUGGAGGUUGGCGGAAUCAGGGUGGGGACGGACGUUGGUCUGCGGGGGAACAUGCCUCUCCUUGAGAGGGUCAGCUACCAUCUCGACUGCUGGGGUUGCAGCCCCGUGGAGGUGAUCAACGCAGAAGAAGAGCUAAGGCAGGCGAGCCAAGCCCACCCCAACAGUCCAGUGCUCAUCAUAAAGAGAUGGGACGGCGUCGACGUAUGUUCCAUUCCAUUUCAGGGAGCCGCUCAGUUGUCGGAGGAAGCCACCAAGUCAACAAUCAAUCCUCUUCUCUCCGGUGCCUAUGGCCAAAUCCCCCAAGCUGGCUACCUAGAUUGCAGACACACCACCACUAGAGAAAGUCCACACCAUGAAGCCAUGGAGCCAACAAGUCUACCGAUGAUCUUAUUACAGAAAAUCUCAAAUAAUUUCUCCACGAAGAGACUACUUGGUCAAGGCCACCGCAACACUCCAGCCCUCACCAUGAAGAGGUCUAACGCCGACGUAUGUUCCCCUUCAUUUCAGGGACCGUGCCGGAGUGGUUCUGAAUAUGAAGGACAAGUCUCUACCAACAGCAUUUCAGCUUGUAUCAGCAACCAGUGUACAACCAAUGUAGAGCCACAUCCACCUCGGGUCGACACGGCCGGCAGUACACUCUCACUGCUUAACAGCACAGAUGGAGCCGCUCUUCUGCUGGAGGAAGCCCCUAAGUCAACAAUCGGCCCUCUUCCCUCCAGUGGCAAUUGCGACACCCCCCAAGUUGGCAACCUAGACUGCAGCAGGCACACCACCACCGGAGAAAGGUCACCCAGUGAAGCCAUGGAGCUAACAAGUCUAACGAUGACAUUGUUACAAAAAAUCACAAAUAAUUUCUCCAAGGAGCGACUACUUGGUGAAGGCGGAUAUGGAAAAGUUUAUCUGGGUGUGCAUGAUGACGGACAAGAGAUUGCUGUCAAGCUGCUCAAUGCUAACUUGCAAACAAUUGAUAAUGAACAAUUCACACGUGAGUUUCGUAACCUUAUGAUGCUAAAGCAUCAAAACACUGUACGGUUAGUUGGCUACUGCUAUGAAACACAACAUCAACCUAUGGACUUCGAAGGAAGAUUUGUUUUUAGUGAAAGAAUACAUAAAGCCCUUUGCUUCGAGUAUAUGCCUCAGGGGAGCCUUCACGACCGUCUUUCUGGUAUGAGGCCGCUCCAGUUCAUGUAUAUUACAUACAUACGUAUUAAGCACGUGAAGAAAAAUGUCAUCUAUGUCUGGAUUCCAUUGAUAACCUCUUUGUAUAAUAAAUUUGCAGAUAAAUGUAAUGUACUUGAUUGGCAAACACGUUACAAAAUUAUCAAAGGGACGUGUGAAGGUGUAAAAUACCUUCAUGAAGGAUUGGAAAAACCAUUUUACCAUCUGGACCUAAAACUGGGCAAUAUACUUCUAGAUGAAAACAUGGCCCCAAAACUUGCCGAUUUCGGUCUGUCCAAGCUCUUCAACGAAGAACAAACCUGCAGGGUGACGCAAAAUUUACGCGCAGGAACUAUUGGAUACAUGCCACCGGAAUACAUAAAUGGAGGCACGGUCUCAAAGAAGUUUGACAUAUUCAGCUUGGGUGUUGUCAUGACCAAGAUAAUUGCAGGGCCUAGCGGCCACACCAAAUGUGCUGAAAUGCAGCAUCAAGAUUUUCUUGAUCAAGUAGAAGGAAAUUGGAGAAAAAGUUUGAAAGAAACAUGGAGUUCUCCCAAGCUACUAGACGCACAAUGCCGGCAAGUGAAAAUAUGCACUGAGAUUGCACUCAGUUGCAUGAAGACGGAUAGGCACGGAAGGCCAAGUAUAGUGGAUAUCAUAAAUGACCUUAACGAGACUGAAACUUUUAUUGAAAAUGUUAGCAAUUGUGAACAAGAUCCAUCACUGCUUACUUCCACUUCAAAUAGUGUUCAACCUGCAGCAUCACCUCCACCUUCAACACAAUCUCCACCACCUUCUCCAACCAGUGGCGGAGGCAGGAAUAGUAAAUUUAUGAUCUCGAGGGGGGCCCAAUUAACAAAACAUAACAAAAAGUUUACUGUUCACGCCCAAAAUGCAAAGAAGUGGCUAAUGUCGGGGAGGGCCGGGGGCCCUGUUGAUCCCCCCCUGCCUCCGCCACUGUCUCCAACACCAUCUGCCAUUGCCACCUUCUCCAACGUUCUGACGCUAGGCCAUGAUGAAAUUGAUGUAACGUGGGAUGCUAAAGAUCAAUUCCCUGAGAAUUCCAAAGCUGAGGUGGCAGGUGUAGGAGAGGAGGAGGACCUACCAGUUGAAUCGUCUGCAAGGGUUCAAGAGAUGUUUGGGAAUACAGACUAACUGUCUGGACCCAGAAGGGGACGCAGAAGAGAAUAUUUCUAGGUCAUCAGGGGCUCCAAUCAGGGACACGGUGCAACCAAGCUACUGCAAACCAUGUUGAACCUCAGCAACAACGUGACUGAGAUUGAAAGGGAACAUUAGAGACAUCUAGACAUCUGUGACAUACAUCAAUACCCUGUCUUGAAGCAGAGAUCGCAGUUGGCUCAAGCUUAUAAGACCAUCUCCUUAGCAUGGUCUGACCUCACUAAUGUGUCUUAUGGUAGCUUUCUAAUAAUAUUUUGUUGAUUGAUCAGUAACAGAUAUUAAUAGUUUCAUCAUCAUAAUAAAAUAUAUUGUACUACUAAUUCUAUAUGUGAGGCCUGAAGCAUGUUCACCAUCAUGGGUUUUCAAAUAGAGGCUGAAAAUGUAUUAUGGUAGAAAGACGAGUUUGUGGUUAAUGAAUAUUUACCAUAAGUUC